Molecule: messenger RNA, 462 nt
Organism: Rhizophagus irregularis DAOM 181602=DAOM 197198
Lineage: Eukaryota; Fungi; Glomeromycota; Glomeromycetes; Glomerales; Glomeraceae
Source: RefSeq, a predicted model, not a curated record
AUGGCAUCAGUUAGUAUAUUUAGCAAAGAGGAUGAUAACCUUAUCAUACAAUAUAUGAAAGAGUUUGGUCAUCAUCGAAACCCUUUCACAUUGACUAGCAGCUUAAUGCCAAAAUACACAAGAAAGCAAAUUCGUCAACGUAUAUAUCACGGACCCUUAGGAGAUCGUGAAAAAAAUUAUAUUAUUGAACUAGCACAAAAACAUCGAAUGUCAAAAGUCAUUAAUUGGAAGCAUGUGAUUUGUGAUUUGGAAAGACAAUUUGAUAAGCAUUAUUCUCAAAAUCAAAUUAAAAAUUAUUGGUACGCAAACCAGAGAUAUAUACUAUCAUACCGUAAUAUGCACCUUUCCAAACCUCUUUUCGAUGAUGAACAAUAUCAAAAUUAUUCCCCUUUGUUACCCACAAUGGAACCUACAUCACAUGAACCUAAAUUUAAUAAACCCUAUAAGAUGCAACCUUUAUAA